UUGCCGCAAGCUGAGCCACUCCCACUUUUCUUUUGCAAACUUCCAAGAAGAUGGCUAACAAAAUCUUCAGGAAAAUCAUCAGUACUCCCAAUGCGCCUGCGGCUAUUGGGCCUUACAGCCAAGCUGUGCUGGUUAAUACCACUUUAUAUUUGUCAGGACAAAUCGGACUAGACCCCAAGACUGGGGUUUUUGUUUCUGACAAUGUCGAUGAUCAAGCUCGCCAAUCGUUGAUAAAUCUGGGUGCUGUUCUAGAAGCUGCUGGUACCUCUUUCGAUAAGGUGGUGAAAACAACAGUUCUCUUUGCGGACCUCAACGAUUUUGAAUCGGUCAACGCCAUUUAUGCCACCUAUUUCAAAGAUAAGCAACCAGCCAGGGCUGCAUUUCAGGCAACAAAACUACCCAAGGGGGCAAAGGUUGAGAUUGAAGCUGUUGCUGUUGUUGGAGAGAUUAUAGAUGAGUCAAAGGAACGUUUAAUGAUAAAUAGUUGUUUAUAGUCACAUAAUUAUAAUUAUUAUUAAUUAUUAUUAUGCAGUAAAUAAA
Halichondria panicea is the source of this 540-nucleotide messenger RNA. RefSeq names its product 2-iminobutanoate/2-iminopropanoate deaminase-like. Gene Ontology annotation, molecular function: deaminase activity. Gene Ontology annotation, cellular component: mitochondrion; cytosol. The record is from RefSeq and is a predicted model, not a curated record. Bases 51 to 494 code for a protein of 147 amino acids. NCBI's taxonomy places the organism in Eukaryota, Metazoa, Porifera, Demospongiae, Suberitida, Halichondriidae. The transcript is spliced from 7 exons.